This is a messenger RNA of Lacerta agilis (Sand lizard), 2252 nucleotides long. It is a transcript of the gene TMEM232, whose product is annotated as transmembrane protein 232. The record is from RefSeq and is a predicted model, not a curated record. Lineage: Eukaryota; Metazoa; Chordata; Lepidosauria; Squamata; Lacertidae.
AACGCCAAGAGAAGAAGAAGGCCGGGCCGGGCAGAGCCGGGCAGCAGGGCGCGCGCGCGCGGGGCACCAGUUUGCCCUUCCUUCCAUCCAGCAAGCACGAUUGAUUUUACAACAUGCCCAUCAUAAAGGUGCCAGUAGUCCACAAAUUUGGUAUUGUAUGCCAUGAUGAACAUAAAAAACUUCAGCAGAGAGUCUUGGCUAAAUAUCUGAAGGAAACGUUAUCUGCAAACAAGAAAAAGAAACACACAAACCCGUUUCAACUUACAGAACAAUUCGUUGAGGAUUUCAAUUACUCACUGCAAACAGAAAGUAAAGAAAAAUUCAUAGAGCUGGCUAAAAAAAUGCUUGCAAGAUCCAAGAGGCGAUCAGGUCUUAGCACAUUAGGUACUGGGAAGUAUGUAGAUCUUCCUCUAGCAUGGACUGAGGCAGUUCUGUUAUCACAGUGUAAAGGAGAAAUUCACGAAGAAGCUGUUGAAAUACUUUUAAUUUCCUUGGACCAUGCGCCUCUUGAUGCAGCCCAUAUCCCAGCUUUAUUUUUCAUCGCGGAAACUGUUUUGUAUAGACUCUGUUAUGAUACAGUGGAGAAGCCGUCUCUCUUCUCAUGUGAAAUCAAAUUGUCCAAGCUUGGAUUUUUGGUCUUCUUAAGGCUUCUUCUGUCAUAUUUCUUUGGUUACCAGGGGUUUUCUGAAGAACACAGAUCCAGGCUUCAUGUUGGCUUAAAAGCGCUAGCAGCUUCCGAGGUCAGCUACCAACCGUACCCAAACAUCCUUUUCAUGGUGCAUUUUAUGCUGAAGGCUGGAGAAGUUAUUUGUGAAACAUCGGUACUUUCUCAAACAUCAUUGACAUCUGAUGCAAGUUUGCAAGAAAUGCCGGCUAAGUCUUUUUCUGACACAUCACCCAUGGGUACUGGCGGAUCAGUUGAAUUAAAUCCUGAACAAAAGCAGUUCAAAAUUAAGCCAUUUCUUUGGCACAGCCUUCUUGUUUGGGUUUGUGUACAUAGCAGCUGCUCCAAUAUAGAUGAAGUACUCAAGCAUGUCCUAUUCUAUAAGGAAGAGCUUCAUCAGAAAGACUGGUUGGAAUCAGUGUUGGGCCUGAUGGUCCUUGGAGAGACUGCCAAAUUAAACAUGUCCUGCCUGAGAGUUUUAAUGGACCUAGUGAGAGAUUUUAUUUCAAGCUCUCUGCCUCUUCAGAAGCAGAAAAAGAUCUACAAGGGAAACUUCUCAUGCUGGCUUUGGCCGGUGGGAUACAUAUAUACCAAUCUACUCAAAGAAAUCUGUUUACAUGGCAUUAGUGCAGAUUUGCAAAAAACAGCUUUUCUUGGAUUCUGUGAUUGUGUCAAGGAACAUAAAGGUGACAAAAGAUUAAGAGGGGCAGGUUUACUAGAUCUCUUGAGCUACCGCUCUUCACCUGAUAACCGUCAUGAUCCAUUCUGGGUUAUUCGUUAUGGUGUGGUCUACAAUCUAGUUUUGCUGCGUAGUGAACUCGCUGGGGAUGUGACUCGAGAAGGAUUAAGGAAUGCUGUGUGGAGAUCUUUACAGAAACAAAAGGGCAUUGAAAAGGAUAGCCAUGUCCUGGAUGCUCUAAGAGUAGCAGAGGCUGAGUCCAAAGGCCCCAAAGACCCAUUCAUUGCAUCCAAAGAAAAAGGUUCAUCAAAUCCCAGUGAAGCGCCUUCUGAUCAGAACAUUGGGUGGAGAGUCGCCACUUCCAUGUGCCAUCACUUCUUGCCACCUAUUGGUCCAGACAUCCCCUUGCCACGUCCGCCUGUACAAAAGCCACCAUUGAUCCUGCGUCGAGAAUCGGAGCUGUCUGUUAAGGAGAAGAAAGCCAAACGCCUGACUUUAAGGGAAGAGCUUUUGCUAGCUGGUGUACCAAAAUAUCCAUAUCCAGAUUACUUGACCCGCACAGAAAUAGCACUAAGGACAAUAAUUGAGACUCAGUGGGAGAGGGAAUUGGAGAUGAGGCUGAAACUUGAAGAAAAACUCCUGGCACUGGAGCUUAAAGAAAAACAGAAGUUGGAAGAAGAACGCUUCAAGAAAAUAAUGAAAUGGCGAUUAGAAAAGCUGAAUAAGACAACUAAGCCCUAUGAGCUUCCUCAUAAACAAGGGGAGGAGGAGGAGGAGGAGGAGGAGGAGGAGGAGGAGGAGGAGCAGGAAGAGGAAGAAGAAGACAAAGAACUGACAGAGUCAUGCAGCAGCACUCAACCGAAGUGCACAACUGUCACGAGCCUGAACACCAGCCCACUAAGGGGUUAA